ACCAAGGAGAAGAGAACAGCACUUGGGGAAAGGAAACAAAACACUGGGCCUGUCCAGGAGGGGCAAUUUCCCGUUUAAAUCGACUCCAGCUCCAAGCUACCCCUCGGGGGAAGGAGAGAGGCUUCUGACAUUCCCAGGGGGGUGAGAGGCAGGCAGCAGGAGCACUGGGUGAAGCCAAAACGCCCCUGCUCCUUGUUGAAGAAAGAGGGCGAGCGUUCAGGGGGAAAGGUCAGUUCCCCGCACAGGAAUGUGUGUCCCCUCGCAAUGGGGCGAGACUGCAGGCAGGUUCCCCCAGGGGGCUGGGGCAGCAAGGAAUGAGGCGUGAGGACAACACCUUCCAGUGGAGGGCUCGGAGCGUCUGCGUGUGGGCUGCAUGGAGGAACUUGCUCUCCCUGAAGGAAUGCAAUUGCGAUGGCUAGGGGACCAAGUGGAGCUUUGCCACCCGUGAACUUGCCGCACCUCAGGAGGGGAGAAAUAUUGUGACUUUUUCCGCCUAGAUCAGGAGUGUCCUUUGCACGCUGCAGUUUGGCAAGAGUCGGGGCGAUGGGGGGACCAGGAACAGGACCCUGAGAACCUGCUCUGGGGACGGAGACGUGGCAACUCACCGUACCUGGGUAAGUCUGGAACCAAACCAAGGGGUUGAUGGUUCAGUGUCCUGCAUGGAAGCCUUCGAUGCCCCUUCUCUGUCUCCCUUUAGCCCCACAUCUCAUGGCAAGAUGGCUGGGAUUCAGGGGGCCACGGUGCAGAGCAUCCGGCCCUACAAGUCCAGCGAGCAGUAUCUCUACGCCAUGAAGGAGGACCUGGCCGAGUGGCUCAAGGAACUCUAUGACUUGGAAGUCAACGUUGGGUCCCUCCUGGAGGUGCUGGAGACGGGCUCCAUGCUGUGCUAUCAUGCCAACAACAUCACCCAUGUGGCCGGAGAGUUCUCCCGGGACUAUCCAGGCCUGGCCCACAAGCUCCAGCUGCCCAGAUAUGGGGUGACAUGUAAUGACUCUGCCCAGCCAGGGACCUUCCAGGCCAGGGAUAACGUGUCUAACUUCAUCCAGUGGUGCAGGAAGGAGAUGGAUAUUAAAGAGGUGCUGAUGUUUGAGACGGAGGACCUGGUGCUGAGGAAGAACGAGAAGAACUUUGUGCUGUGCCUGCUGGAGGUGGCCCGCCGGGCCUCUCGCUUCGGGAUGAGUGCUCCCACCCUGAUCCAAAUGGAGGAGGAGAUCGAGGAGGAGAUCCGAGAGGAGAUGGACCUGCCCCCUGAGGAUACCCCACUUCCCAAGCCGCAGAGGAAGCCUUGUGACUUCAAGAACCUGGACCAGAUGGUCCAACACCUGGUGAGCCGGUGCACGUGCCCAGUCCAGUUCUCCAUGAUCAAGGUGUCUGAAGGAAAAUACCGCGUGGGCGAUUCCAACACCCUUAUUUUUGUCAGGAUCCUCCGGAAUCAUGUCAUGGUGCGGGUUGGAGGUGGCUGGGACACGCUGGAGCAUUAUCUGGAUAAGCAUGAUCCCUGCCGGUGCACCUCGCUGUCUCACAAGCAGGCUGUCAAGCUGACAAGCCCUCAAAGGCUGCAGGCAAUACAGGUGCAGCACGAGAUCAAGGUCUGCCCGACACCCAGGACAGACAACCCAAAGAAGCCCCAGCCCACCCUGAUCGUGAGCAGGUCCCAAAGCCCACUGCCCCCAGUGGAGUGGAGGACCUACACCCCACAGAGUCUCAGCACCAGCCGGAAGCUUCGUUCCUCUGCAUCGCCAGAGAGCACCAGGUUCAGGCCCCCGCGGGAGCAGUCAGAACCCAGGAGGGUCCCUUCGGCCAGGGCAACAGAGCGGUCUGCUACUCCUUCGCGGAGGCAGCUGUUUGCUGAAGAAAGAUCUGCUACCCACCAGAACUCCUCCACCCAGAGCGGGAGGGAUAAGCUGUGUGUUUCUAUGUCCUCCCUGACAUCGCAGCUGACUGGAAGCGAGGAGGAUGGUUCUGGCGCCUCAGAAGCUCUCCCAGAGCCCCAGAGAGGGCGACAGACUAGUAGAAUCCCUGGGAUGAAUCAGAAGGACCCAGCUAGGUUUGUGCAAGCCAGGUGUACAGAGUCCAGGCCUCAGACGACAGUGCCAAAGGACAGAACAGCUCAGCCACCAAGGAGCACCCAGUAUGGAGUCAAACCCGUUCCACAGGCUCACAAGCCUGAGGAAUCAGGGGUCAAGACCUUUCCUGGGAUGGUCCGUUCCUCCAGCCCAAUGAAACCCCUUCAUCUCUCCCCACAACGGGAUUCCAAGGGAGCUGCACAGAGCCACAACGCUGCACAUGGCUGGGGGGAUGCUGGGGUUGUGAGGCCAUCCUCCCCAGUUAAACACAUGGGCCAGACUCCAAAACAGGAAAGUAGCACUAAGAUCCCAGUCAAAGCCGGCCCCGCCUUCAGCAGGCCCCCAACUCCUGUUCAGAGCUACCAGGGGGAGCCCCGCCUCCGAAAUGGGUGGAAAGUCCCUGCCGGUGAAAUGGCAAAAGCCCCGGCUCUCUCAAAGAGCAAAGUCGUGUCCGGGGCUGAGGAUGGUUUUCAGGGGCACAGACAUUGCAGUGGGGCAGUCAAGCCAGAGACAUUGAUGACCAACCUUCCCACUAGCCUAAAAGACAGGCUCGGCCAGUCAGCUCCAGCAGGGAAGGACAAGGGUCCAAACACCAGACUGGUGCAGGAGGUAGAGCCAGGAAACACCAAUGACAGCAGCAGGAGUGGUGGCGAUCCAAUAGGCUGCAGAGAGGAGAGGGAACGUGUGUAUACACCUUUGCCCAUCAACCCGGCCCAGGAGCGGGCGCUAUACAGGAGCCUAGAAGAUGAGAUCUUAUCCAACAUAAAGGUUCUAGAGGCUGAUUCUGAUGAAAGCCACUGCCCUGAGGGGAACCAUCUGGACGACUUUGCUCUGGACUGCAGCAUAGCGAGCGUCGCCGCCGUCAGUGAGAUAAGUAGGCUCAGGUCCUCCACGCCCUCCCUGUCUUCCUUGACAAGUGCCAGGCAGACCUUGCCAUGUGGCGAGGGUGUGCCUCGGAGUGGCGUCUAUGUGCCCAGCGGAGAGGCAAAAUGGCACCCGGCUGGAUUCCGCUAUGGUGAUGUGAUUGACGAACUCUCCCAGGGGCACAACACACUCCACCCAGUGGACGUGGAGAACUGGAUCGCCAAGAUGCCACCCAAGGGGGCUGGGAGGGUUUCCUCUCAGCCAAGUUCGCCUCUGGUGAAUGGAAACCAGGUGGAAAAGAAGCUUCUAGAGCCAGAAGGGGCUUUGUUACAGGAGAACGUGUCCAAUGAAACCAAAGGCAACUGGUCAAGGAGGCAGCCAUCUCUCACAAGCCAUGCAGGGUCGGCUGUAGUCAGUAGAAAUAGCAAAGCUUCUCAGGCAGCCUCUGAUGGCCCCAAGGCAUCUAUCAAUUCUCCAGCCUCUGUGGGUGGUCUUGAAAAGUCCAAACUGCCUCAAGGUAAGCCCAAAAGAUCCCUGAAGAAGCCCGAACGGGUGCCAUCCAUCUACAAGCUAAAACUACGCCCCAAAAUCCGCCCACGCAGGGACAACAGACCUGAGAAACGGCCAUCCAAAAUCCCCACUCCAGUGACCUAUCGACAGGCACAGAAAGCGGCCAGCGUCAAAGCCCAGGAAAAAGCCCACAGCUCAAAGCAUCAGACCCGGCCAACUCAGGACAGCCUGGAUAGCACAAGGCAGAACAGCACAGGAAAUGCUGGGUCCGAGGAAGAGGCUUGGCUUUCAGAACAUAGUAACUCCCCACAAGCUGGGAAGAAGACAGUCCUAGCAGAUACCAAAGUGUGGCUCACAGAAGAAGAUGAGGAAUCCUGGGUCUGAUGUCUUGCCUGCUGGCGCCAAUUUUGCGUCCCAGUUGUCAGUGUUUGUAGCUCUACGGGGAGCCACAUUCUCCUCCAACCCCAUUGGAGAAACGGGGUUAGAGAGGAGACUCCGGCCCAACAGAUGCAAAGCCAGUGAACUGAUGAAGUUGAAGUUCUCCCAAGUUCUCAGCUGAGUGGCUCAAAAAAGGGACCUGUUGAUUUGAGCCGAAGAAAUCUGACAUUUAUUUUGAAGGACGAGAAGGCAGAUUUUCAGAGAGGCCUCGACACGACCCUCAAAACCUGCAGGUACAAUUUUGUGCUCUCUCCUGGGUUUUGAACAUGCACUAACACUUCAAAGUGGAAAAUUGAGCCUGCAAUUUGGCAUGAGGCAUCUUUUGAAAACUUGGUCCCAAGUCUGGAACUAAGAACAGAACAUAGAACAAAGGGCGGAAACUGCUAACCUAAGAAAAGCUCUAAUAGUGUGAUUCAAUGAAAGCCAAAUUUUUUUUUUUUUACCAGCAGAUGGAAAUGUAAAUAUUUUUACUGCAAAAGUACUAUCAGCAGGGGGAGAUGCCAGUGAUAUGUAUGAUCAUUUUCUCCUUGCCCCCGAGACCCACCCCAAAUCCAUUGUAAUAGUUUUCUUUGACAGAUGUACUUCCAAAUUCCCCUCUCAGUUAAUUUGGUGGAUUUCCAGGGAUGGUGUACUUGUGCAAUUGAGAGGAGAAUUUGGCCCAUAAAUUGCAAAUACAGAGGCCAAUUUAGCUCAUGCAGAGAGGAGAAAGAGCAUGGUCUCAUUGUUAGAGCAGGUCUAUUGGGUUCAAAUAAUUAAAAAAAAACCUCUCUUUGCCUCAGUUUCCCCAUCUGUAAAAUGGGGCUAAUAAUGCUUACCUCUGAAGGCACCAAGAAUCUUAAUGAAUAUUUGUAAAGCACUUUGAGAUCCUCAGGUGAAAGGCACAAGAGGAAGGUAAAAUAUUAUUAUUAUCGUCCUAGAUCCAUGGGUGAAUCUUGUAUUGAUCCCAGUGGGAAUCCCAAGUGCACUUGUAAGGCAAUAUAGAGCCCUGCUUUUGGAAAGGUUCCCCCAAGAUUGCUCUGCCUUUUAUAGGCAAUGGGCAACAUGCCACCCUCAUUCUGUUCACAAAAGUCUUGUUGAAUUCAAAGGGAGUUUUCUAAAACACUGGAAGUGGUAUAGCACGUGAAUUGUGUCAAAGUCCCUAAUCAGACCAUUUCCCCCUUUUUUUCAUGAAGUUACCGGGGCCAAAUACUCAGCGGAUGGAAAUUUGAUUUACUUCAGCUCAGGAUCUGGGCCACAGUUGCCUGCACGUAUUUUAAGCUUGUCAUUAUUAUUGUUAAACCAGUAGCCAUCAAUGCAUUGGAAAUAGGAAGUUACUUGAAAUGACAAAAGCUGUGUCGGAGCUACUUCCACAGCUGAAAGAAAUAUAAUAAUAGAUUCAGACGGUGGGCUUGUUUUUAACCAACAUGCCGGCGCUAGAGAUGCCCUGUGAUAUCAGGAAAGAGACCUAUAGAGACCACCCAUAAUGUCUUGAUACCCAUGAAUGUUCUGUGUAGUUUAUGUGUGAAUUGUCUUUGUUGUUAUAACUCUUGAAAAUAGUAUUUGAGGUGAUUAUUAAUCAUGCUGCUUGUUCCAGUUAGCCAUUGUAUUCCUAAACCUUUGAUCACUGUAUGACUCUCAGUGUUUGUGCAAUUGAGACAUUCCUAAAACUCUUCUUCUGGUUCAGUAACUUCUGUUUCAAUGGGGAUAUGCAAAGAUUGAUCCAUUGAUAGCAAUGAUGCCUAUAACCCAGGGAUGAUAUAGCUUACUAGGUGAACCCUUUGUUGCACUUUACAUGGGAUAAAUUGUUUUCAAACAACCUGUUUUUCCUUUGGGUCAUUAGAAAUCCCUAACUUUGGACGUACGGCUAGGCCUUCCAAGAGAGGAUUACAUAAGAACCAUGAGUUCAUAAAGACAAGAAUGCAAGAGUUUGCCUGGUCUCUGUUAAUGAGAGCGGGUGGGAAUUUUUCACAUUUUUAGAAUGCUGAUUUCCAAAAAUUUGGAAUAUUUUUGCAAAAAAAUGUUCUGAAUUUUUUAAUUUAUGUUCACUAAAGGAGGCAGCAGGAAAUAGGUCAGGUCCAGGCAGUAGGCCAAGUCAGGUCCAGAUGUGGCCAGCUCCAUAUUUAAGAUUGUGGACGUGGGGGGAUGGCAAAUGAGGUCAGGAAUGCUGUUCAACCAUGUGCUGAGUGAUUUGAUUGGACAGCUCACCCAUGUUGUUUUUUCAGGUGGUCUCAGCAAGAUCUAGAUCUGAACUGUAUUCAGUGAGGGUGAAAGGAACAUUAAUAACCCUUUGCGCAGGUAAUACUAGGUGGAGCAGUGCUUCCAUCUCAAUGGACUAGAGAUUCAGUGAGAAUUUCAAUACACCCUCUACAAGAGUCUUAAGGCUGCAGGGCUGAAACUGACUUGAGCGAUGUGUCGGGGGCACCGUCUUCCACCCUAAUUGCAAUGGGUUGGUGUUGGGAUAUUUUACACUUUCCAUUACCCACACAGUUGCCACGUGUUCCAUUUUCAUUAUGUUCUGUUGUUGUAAUUAGAAACACAUUAACAACUCCACUGUGGGUAUGAGACGUGGUAUGGGAUCACUGAUUCUGAGAAUUACAGCGCUGGGUUAUGUUGCUUGAUUGCCCAACUCAUCGGUUCCCCGCUAGAUGGUGGGUCUAAGGACAAGGGGAAGGAAUAUGGUGGCAGCCCAGUGAAAACAAAGAAUAUGGAAGAGAGAAAGAGGCAUCACGGAGGGGAUCUCUCUGAACAUGAAAAAUCCUACCAGGCCCAUGAAAAUGUUCUUUCCCCAGCAGUCAGGAAAUAGGAUGAAUUUGAAGGAUCAGUGUUGUCAUUGCAUAUCUCAUCAAGCGUAUGUCACCCCUUAGCAACCUACAGCUAAAACCAAGCCCCCCCUUUAAAGUGUAAUAAUGGAGACAAGAACCAGAUUAUGUCCUGGUGUGAGCAGGUACAAUGGGAAGGCACUGAGAAUUGUAUCAAUUUAAUGCCAGGGCUGUAUUUGUCCCUGGGAUAGGAACUGAGUAAUUUUCACUUAUGCCCAAAUAAAUCUGUUAGUCUUUAAGGUGCCGCUGGGCUCCUUGUUGUUUUCAUGGAACAAGACUAUUUGGCAAGAAGGAUCUUUUAAGAAUGAAAUGAAAUUAUUUAGCUGAUCAGCUAAACAUUCACUUGGAGUGGUUUCUGUUAGUUUAUGACCAGGCCUCACGAGAUAGGUCAGUUGAAUACCUUGACAAACCUUGAAUACCAUCCAACCAUGUUGGAUGAGUGUCGUAAAUAUACAGAACCAACAAAAAUGGAGAAGUGCCGUCACAGACUUGUAUUUAAUUUAAAUGUAUUGGAUACAGAUUAAUUUCCUUAGUUCAGAACUACAAGCUCCUUGAUAAACGGUCUGAAAGUAGAGCUGGGUGGAAAAGUCAGGGUUCUUUUAACAGAAAAUGUUGAGACUUUGGUAAAAUAUUUCUGCUGAGACCCAAGACAUUUUGAUUGUGAAAUGCAUCUCCCAUGAAACACCACUGUCUCCCUUCUUGGAGAGGGUAGUUGGCACAUCCUGGAAGUCACAUGUUGGAGAUGCAUCGUGGGACACGAGUCUGACUGGGGAGCCUGGCCUCUAGAGAAUAGGAGUUUGAGACACCUGAAUUACAACUCCCACAAGGCACCAUGGCAUGGCAGCAUUUCACAAUAUUUUGUUUUUUAGAUUAAAUAUUCCAAUUUUGGGGCAGUUAGGCAAAUCACAAUUUUCUGUGGAAAGCCAAUACUCUUUGCAAACAAUUUCAUUUAGUUGAAAAGCCAAUUUUCUGUUGAAAAACAGUUUGUGGAAAUUUUUCACGCAGCCCUCUCUGAAAGGGGUUUUCCCUAGUGUUGCUGUAGCUUCUGUAAUGUCUUUAGAAACAUGGGUUUGAAACUUUUAACAGUAAUUCUCCUCCAUGACUCAUCACCAAUCACACCCCUCCUCCUCUUUCAGGAAGGGUACAACAGCUCUCUCUGCAGGGUUCAUUAUCAGGAGGCAAUUUAGUGAUUGUUUCAAGUGGCAGGAGAAUGAGGCAGUGAGAGAUUAGGAACCGAUGCGGAAGCAGAUGUCUGGAGAAAGGGUUGGAGCUCUGUCUUAUACCUGUUGGAAACUCAUUUUUCUGGAUUUAAAGCUUGAAGACAAGCUUCCCAUGAUACAGGGGGUCCUUCUUCAGGACUCUGUGUCUGACAGGCUAGCUGGAGGGGGCAUGGAUCCGGGGAGGUGGGUUAAUGUGGCAGUUAUCAGAAAAUACACAGCUCCAUUAUCAGGUCCCACUUGUUCCCAGCUGAAGAGGGCUUUAAAGGAGCUCAGACCUACUCUGUGUUCAUAAGCCUCCAUGCAUUCAGUGGUGGCUGUGUGCAGCUAAAGAGACCCUUAUGAACAGAGCUAGCCCUCUAGAGAGCAGGAAGGCCAGCUGUGAAUAGGGAGGGCCCGGUAAGUGCAACACCUGAAAGGAGGAAUAGACAAACGGGGGAUGACAACUCUUUGGCAGGUUCUCUCAUCUGCUCAGGUGCUGGUUAAUCGAGCAUGGAGAUUCACUUGUAGAAAGAGAUGGUGAGCUGCCUGCAGGAAUGUGCUUGCCCUGAUGGUCCCGUGGCCGUUGAGGGGGAGGCAACUGAGCUAUCAGGUGGAACCUGAUGGCCCUGAAGUUUCCAUGGCAGUUGGCGGUAGUGAUGUGGGGGGACAUAGGGUUGCCAACUUUCUAAUUGCUGAAAACCAUACACCUCUGCCCCGCCCCUUCCCCCAAGGCCCCGCCCCCUGCUCACUCCUCUUCGCUCUUCACUCCCCUUUCUCCCGGGACUCACCUGCUGCCUGCAGAGCCAGGCUGGGCGGAGCUGAUGCGGAGCCUGCCCACCUGCCAAUCAGGGCACAACGGGGGUCAGUGCCCGGAGUAAGGGGCCAGGGCAGGGAGGGAUUGUCCCCAUAGCAAGGAGCUAGGACUGGGGUAAUCGGGGCACGGUGGGGGUUGGUCCCCAGAGCCAGAGACCGGGGAGGGGUCAGUCCCCAUAGUGAGGGGCUAGGGCCAGGGCAAUCGGGGCAGAAGGGGGGGCAGACAGGAUCCCCCCCGGGUGGCGGCACCUGCCUCUUGGAGCCCGGUCUGGAAGCCAGCCACUGCUCUCUGUCGGGCGUCAGCAGCUGAGCAGAGAGCAGCUCCUCCAUGUGGCUCCAGCCUCUUCCCACCCCCCGGAGGCAGAGGCCAUGAGGAUUAACGGGGACAGAAUGACGGACCCCCAACCUCAUGCUGGGUAUUUGUCCUGCUCGCAGGCAUAGCCAUGGUGCAUGCAGCACUGCGCUGGGCAAUGACAUGAAUGGAAGCAGAGAUGGAUUAAGGUUUUGUGGGGCCCUGGGCCAGAGCAAGUGGGGGGCCCCCUCCCCACACCUUCUGCCUGCGGUGCCGCCUCCCGUUCUGCCCCUUCCACCCAUGGCCCCACGCUGUUCUGCCCCUUUCCCCUGUGGCCCCGCCCCAUUCUGCCCCCCCCACCGCAGCCCAGGACCUCUCUCCUCCCCUCACCCCAGGGGCAGUGCCACCCAAGUUAGCUGGAACAAGACGCUGGGUGCUUGGCAUUGCCAUCCGUGUGCCAUGGGGCAUCCCUGCCCCCAGGGCACCUCCCGCCCCAGGGGAUACAUGAUUGUUCCUUCUGUCCCUGCCAAGGAGGGGUACCCUGGCCCUAGUGCACCCCCCGGCCAAAGGGCGGGCACUGCUGCCUGCUGCGGCCAACUGGACUUUUCUGACUGAACACUGCCAGGUUCCCUUUUAGACCAGAUGUUCCGGUCAAAAACCAGACAUCCGGCAACGGUAGUGGGGGAGAAGUUGUCAGGUGGAAUGUGGGGCCCCCGAAGGUUCCAUGGCAGUUGGUGGUAGUGACGAUGGGGAGGUGGGGGAGAAGUUGUCAGGUGGAAUGUGGGGCUCCUGAAGGUUCCAUGGCAGUUAGGAAUGACAGUUGGGCAGUUCAAUUAAGUGAGGUGAUUAGAGUGAGUAGGAAAGGGAUUGGGCAUCACUGUGUUCUGAGCUCCAGCACCUACGGCUUGAGGCAAAACCCAAUAAAGUGGAUGGAAGUCUUUCCAUUGCCUUUGGAGCAGAGCCAUAGGGGCCUCUCCUAAAUUGGCCAACUGGGCCUUACACCACCCAGAAAAUUAAGAGGAUCCUUCAGAAAUUACUCUAAAAAAAAAUCUAAAACAAAAUGUAUUCUUUUUUUCUGAACACUGGAGGAUAGAAUUCUCUAUUAAAUUCUAUGGGAUGGUUCAUUAAAAACCUACAGAAAGGUGCUCAUUCUCUUUUACAUUCUAGAGGACUCAUCCCUAAGUAGCAACACGGGUUUACAGAGACAUCACUGAUGUUCCGUCACCCUACAUCUAGUGUUCCAAGCUUGUAAGGGCUUCACAAUGGGGUCUUCAAUACAACGGUCUUCAGUCGGCUCAGAUGGUGAGAGCACGUGUCAUGUAGGUGAAAGGCUGGGCUGGCAAUGGCCCAGGGAACCUCUGCCUCAAUUAGCGCCAGUUAUACCCAACUUGUAAUGCAUCUAACAACUGCUACUAUUAACCAGGCCAUCAUUCACAGGCUCCAGGCCUAGCUAGUGGGAGGUCUUGCCUGGUUGGGUUAAGGAGAUAGGUCCAGGCUGCAGCCUGGCUGGGGGAAUUUUGUCCCCUUAGGUUUCCCUAGCCUCAUUUUAAAAUUCUCUUCAGGAACCAUCUUCUCUCAAGUUCUCCAGAGCUGAGCUGUGCGCUCACUAUUCCUGACAUGUGAUCAUUGACGCCAGGCUGGGGGUUGUUACAUAGCUAGUGUUUUCAAAUUCUCGCAAGGUCACGCCCUGUGGUGUGGAGGGGCCAUCACAGGGAAAGGUCCCUUCACAUCCAGCUGGAAAUCGGGUCGAGACAAAAACCAGUGGGUCUGAUUUCUCCCCAUCUCAUCCCAUUUGCAGCUGUGCACAGUUGCUGUAAAACACCAACGUCCCCUUAUCCAGCUGCAAAUGACCAUCCAAGCUGCCUGUAGCAAUGGAGAAUCAGGCUCAGGCAGUACUUCUACCUUUACACACAAGGUGUGAUUUUUAGUGCUGCCCGGCUCAACAUGGCCCUCACAGCCUAUCCCGCCUUCUUACUUGAUUGUAGGUUUAUGGCUUUUGGGGCAGCUCGUAAAGUGUUCUUAAAUCCCAAUUAUCAUUCACAUUUUUCUGAUUGAAUUCUUCCUCCCAGCUGAUCUGGCUCAUAAUUGUUUUCAGCUUUGUAAAACUGACCUUUUUAAGAGAGAGAGAGCGAGAUAAAUGUCAACAUGUCAAGCCAGCUGUGCUUUACCAGCCAAAACUCCGCUAUCCUUCCUCUUGGGUAUGACUGAAAGCAGACAGAAAUAAUUUCUGCUGAGUAAAAAAGCUACAGUCUUCAUUCAAUGUAAAAUCAGUUCCUCCUCCACACAGGGUAUGUCUACAGUGCAAAAAAAAAAGAACUGUUCUUAACUUGGGUUAGCCUAGUUCAAGUUAAAAUAGAGCCAAACUGCCAUGUCAUCACUGCUAACUCAGGUUAACAGGUCAAGUUUAAAGGCUGCGGUUGAGUUAAACCUGAGCUAAAAGCCAUGUGUUAGCUGUAAAUUGCAAUGCCUUGUGGUUGGAUUUCAAACCACUGCAGUUUCAAUGUACCCAUCUAAAAGAUCUGUGCUUUAUUUUUAAAUGUAACCUGGUGGAUUCACCAUUAGAUUGAUUUCUGGUCAAAAGGAAAAAAUAACCAAUAUCAUUAAUUUGCCUUAGUAAGAAAUUGCUGCGAUUGAGAGCUGGAAUGGGAUUCUUUAAAAGAAAAACAAAACUGUAGGAAGUUGGGUUUUGGAAAGUUCACGAGAAUUUGAUUGGAUCUUUAUAUGGGUAUCAAACUAGCAGAGUUAACACAAUUAAUGACACAAAAAAUGUGGGGAGGGAUAUUAAACCUCAUAUAUCAGGGCUUAAGCCAACCUCAACUAUAGAGCCCAGGAUCAGAUCUAAUGCAAGGUGGGUGGAGAGGCAGAUUUUCCCACAUCUGCAUCUUCUUCUGAAACAACUGGUGCUGGCCACUGCCAGAGACAGGAUACUAGACUAGCUGGACUUUGGUCCUGAUCCAGUCUAGCAAUUCCUAUGCUUCUAGACGCAGAGCUGCGCAUGCUGGUCACUUGGUGCUGGUGAGGAGUGUAGAUAUAAGAAAGUAAUCAGACAUCGCAGGAAAAUGACAGAGACGUAGGUACAGAAGAAGGGGAAAUGCACCUGAUUUUAAUCUGAUUUCAGAUAACGGGGGGUGUAGUGUGUUACAGGCUUUACAGACACAUUGGGAAUCUCCAACAAGAAAUCCAAGGGGAAGUGGAAAACCAAGUCCAAGAAACCCCCAAACUAAACAGGUCAGAUGAAGAACAUCUGGGGGCAGGGAUGGGAGGGAAUAGAGAGAGAGAGACUCCUAAUUAGAGGCUUUCACGUACAUUUCCUCCAAUGUAGACCAAUGAAUAACAGGUGCACAGUGCAGAGAGAAAUGUGGCUCUCUCCUGAGCCCUCCCAGGAAAGACACUCACCAGGAAGAUUUGGGAACAAUUUUCCUGCCAAGGAAGCACAAUUGUGUGUGUAAAAAUGUAUAUGGGGAAAUGUUCCUUCUUAGAACCUUGUUUAAAGAAAGAGAACGGUAACACUUUGUAUUAAGGGUAUUUUUAGAAAUAGGUUAAUUCAUAAAUAAUUAUGUGAUUAGUUAUUACAAUAUUUAUUAAAAAUGCUAUUGCGCUUGUCAUCUUCUCCCUCCUGUUUUGUGGCUUCACAGCCCAAUACUGACACCAACCAAUACUACCUUGGGGUCUGAGCGUGGGCUUGGAAGCCUGGAAUUCCUCAAUUCAUGUCCGAGCUCUGCUACGAGCUCUUUCUGUUGCUUUAGGCAAAUCACUUGAGCUUUCUACCUUAUUUCCCCACCUGUAAAUUAACUACACGCCACCGGACUAUUGUGAGGAUUCAGUGUUUGGAGCUGCAGUUCAC
Messenger RNA from Chrysemys picta bellii (western painted turtle), 12824 nucleotides. RefSeq names its product growth arrest specific 2 like 2 (gene GAS2L2). The record is from RefSeq and is a predicted model, not a curated record. Gene Ontology annotation, cellular component: stress fiber; microtubule plus-end; actin filament. NCBI's taxonomy places the organism in Eukaryota, Metazoa, Chordata, Testudines, Emydidae. Gene Ontology annotation, biological process: protein localization to microtubule plus-end; microtubule bundle formation; actin crosslink formation. Gene Ontology annotation, molecular function: microtubule binding; cytoskeletal adaptor activity; actin filament binding.